Molecule: messenger RNA, 1378 nt
Organism: Colius striatus (speckled mousebird)
Lineage: Eukaryota; Metazoa; Chordata; Aves; Coliiformes; Coliidae
Gene: BEND5
Product: BEN domain containing 5
Exons: 6
Coding region: 95-1345 (416 amino acids)
Biological process (GO): negative regulation of DNA-templated transcription
Molecular function (GO): DNA binding
Source: RefSeq, a predicted model, not a curated record
GCGAGCUCAGCCGAGCGCAGAGGCGGAUUCUGAGGAACAAUAACAGCGCGGGGAGCGCGGGACCGGCGCGGCCGCCCCGCCCGCGCGCCGCACCAUGUACGCCUUUGUGCGGUUCCUGGAGGACAACGUCUGCUACGCGCUGCCCGUCUCCUGCGUGCAGGACUUCAGCCCCACGUCCCAGCUCGACUUCGACAACCAGAAGGUGUACACGGUGUACCGCAACCCCGAGGAGGCGGAGGAGGACGACGAGAGCCCCGCCGAGUGGGGCGACCGCCUGCUGCUCCAUAAGGCCCAGAUCCUGGCGCUGGCAGAGGACAAAACUGACCUUGAGAACAGUGUGAUGCAGAAGAAAAUUAAAAUCCCCAAACUCUCUCUCAAUCACAUAGAAGAAGCUGGGGAGGUUACAGAUUAUGGGGAAGAAGAUGUGGAGCUUAGACACAGUAAGAGACAAGAUGGGAGGAAACAAAGUGAAGGUACACACAAAAGCAUUGAAGCAGUUGUUGCUCGCCUUGAAAAACAGAAUGGGAUGAGUCUCAGUAAUACUUCCAGCCCUGAGGAGGCUUUUAUGGAGACUUCGGAAGCCAUGAACAACAUGGACGAUGCUGUAGUUCCUCGGAUCCUCUAUGAAGAAUUACUGAGGAGUUACCAACAGCAACAAGAAGAAAUGAGGCACAUUCAGCAGGAGCUUGAGAGAACGCGGAGACAGCUCGUGCAACAGGCAAAGAAGCUAAAGGAGUAUGGGGCACUCGUGUCAGAAAUGAAAGAGCUCAGAGACUUGAACAGGAGACUCCAGGAUGUACUGCUUCUAAGACUAGGUAGUGGACCGACCAUUGAGCUUGAAAAAGUAAAACCAGAAUCAAUUGAGCCUGAACCUGAGGUACAGAAGACCUUCAGUGAGGAAGCAAAUACUUCAACGUACUAUCCUGCCCCUGUUCCAGUAAUGGACAAGUAUAUUCUCGAGAAUGGAAAGGUCCAUCUUGGCAGUGGAAUUUGGGUAGAUGAGGAGAAAUGGCACCAGCUGCAAGUAACACAAGGAGAUUCAAAGUAUACAAAAAAUCUAGCGGUUAUGAUUUGGGGAACAGAUGUUCUCAAGAACAGAAGUGUCACAGGAGUUGCAACCAAAAAAAAGAAAGAUGCCGUUCCCAAGCCACCUCUCUCACCUCACAAAUUAAGCAUUGUCAGAGAAUGUUUGUAUGAUAGAAUAGCACAAGAAACUGUGGAUGAAACUGAAAUUGCACAGAGACUCUCCAAAGUCAACAAGUACAUCUGUGAAAAAAUCAUGGAUAUCAAUAAAUCGUGUAAAAACGAAGAAAGGAGGGAAAGUGCAAAGUACAAUUUGCAAUAAAUUUUGGAUUUUUAAUAAAGUCUUAGUGUUUUA